Messenger RNA from Chinchilla lanigera (long-tailed chinchilla), 936 nucleotides. Its product is annotated as taste receptor type 2 member 20-like. Bases 1 to 936 code for a protein of 311 amino acids. Gene Ontology annotation, biological process: detection of chemical stimulus involved in sensory perception of bitter taste; G protein-coupled receptor signaling pathway; sensory perception of taste. Gene Ontology annotation, molecular function: bitter taste receptor activity; G protein-coupled receptor activity. Lineage: Eukaryota; Metazoa; Chordata; Mammalia; Rodentia; Chinchillidae. Gene Ontology annotation, cellular component: membrane. The transcript has a single exon. The record is from RefSeq and is a predicted model, not a curated record.
AUGAUAAGUUUUCUGUGGAACAUUUUGGUCUUCAUAGCAAUGGCAGAAUUUGUUACUGGAAAUUUUGCCAAUGUGUUCAUAGCCCUGGUGAACUGCAGUAACUGGGUGAAGAGAAAAAAGAUCUCCUCAGUUGACUGGAUUCUUACUGCUCUAGCUGUCUCCAGGAUUACUUUGAUUUGGACACUCAUAGUAGGUUGGUUUUUAAAUGUGUUUCAUCCAACUCGCUCUACUAAAUUAAGAAUUACUAUUCACAUUUUCUGGACAGUAAGCAAUCAUUUUAGUAUCUGGCUUGCCACUAUCCUAAGUAUAUUUUAUGUCCUCAAAAUAACUAAUUUCUCCAACUGUAUUUUUCAUUGCCUAAAGAGGAGAGUUAAUAGAGUCAGUCUAAUGAUUUUGUUGGGGUCUUUGGUGUUCCUGCCUUUUAGUUUUAUGAUAAAAUCUGUGUAUGAGGCUAUGGAGAUAGAAGAAUAUUUAGGGAAUGUGACUUGGAAGACCAAACUGAAGAAUAAUAUAUACCUUUCCAAAAGAACUUUUUUCACUCUAGUGAACUUCCUACCCUUUUUGACAACCUUGAUCUGCAUUCUAGUUUUAAUAUCCUCCCUGAGUAAUCAUCUCAAGAGGAUGAAGCUCCAUGGCCAAGGAUUUCAAGAUCCCAGCACAAAGGUCCACAUAAAAGUCUUGCAAACGGUGAUCUCCUUUGUCUUGUUAUUUGCCUUGUACUCUCUGUCUGUAAUCAUAUCAGGUUUGUACUUGCAAGAUACAGACACUAAAUCAGUCUAUUUGUUUUUCCUGGCUAGUGAAGUUUUAUAUCCUUCAGGUCAUUCAUGUGUCCUAAUUUGGGGAAACAAGAAGCUGAAACAGGCAUUUCUUUUAAUUCUGUGGCAGGCAAAAUGCUGGCUGAAAGAACUUGAAACUUUGAUAUUCAUAGAUCGAUAA